Colletotrichum aenigma is the source of this 813-nucleotide messenger RNA. RefSeq lists its product as uncharacterized. The coding region runs from base 1 to 813 and encodes 270 amino acids. The record is from RefSeq and is a predicted model, not a curated record. The transcript has a single exon. NCBI's taxonomy places the organism in Eukaryota, Fungi, Ascomycota, Sordariomycetes, Glomerellales, Glomerellaceae.
AUGAGAAGCACUAUUAUCACAUGGCUUCUCGCCGUAUUCCCUAUCGCCACAGCCCUUCCGAAUUCCACCGUUGAAGUCGACCUCCUCUUUCCCCGCGAAAACGCGACUUACACCCUCAAUUCCACGGGCAUCCCCGUCUUGCUGUCCAUCCAUAACCCCUCCACAGCUAACGCUUACGGCUGGACGUUCUACUGGGAAAUAUUUAAACAGCCGCAUCCCGACCUGGAUUGGCGUCUCCCCGUGAACAGUAUCUCCGCGCAGUUUGGGAACACAACUCGCUGGCCGGACAACCCGCAUCUGAUCACCGCCACGACAGGUCCCCUCGAGGCGGGGACGCACACCUUCCACUGGAACCUCCAAGGCGGCCCUUGGUGCAAGUUCGAACCAGGUGCUGGAAAUUCAUUCAGCAGUGUGCUGCAUGUCGGCGGCGGGACGUUCGAGUUUGUGGUCGCGGACGGCACGGCGGCAGCACCUGUACUUGCUGGUGUUUGCGGCGAGCCGGCAGGAAUGAUGAACUAUGCCUCCGCGACUACAUUCGCGAAUGAAUUGAUACCGGGGAUGGGGGAUCGAACAAUGACGUGCGGCGUUACAAUGAGGGUCACUGCGACGGCGGAAAGUUGCAAAGCUACACUUGACCACGGACAGGCGAAGAGCGUGUCAAGUUUGAUGGGGUGGGGGGAGUUUGCGACUUCGUCGGCGACGACAUCGCCCACGGCCACUGGUGGUACUGACUCAAGCGAGGCGCGUGUUGUCUCGGUGCCAGUCCGGUCAUUGAGUCUGAUGAUGGCUUAUAUGCUUGUGCAUAUUGUCUGA